AUGGAUACACAUAAUCAAAUAAAAUCUGCGCUCCAAACACAAAUGAUACUAGCUCAAAUGUUAAAAACAAAUGAAGUAAAAACAUAUAAAGAAUAUAGUAUUCUCAAACAAUACUACAACAUUAUCACAGAACCAGAAAUGAGACCAAUGCCAACACGUGAGGAAAUAUUUUCACAUGGUCCCAUAAAUCCCAUGUUCUUUAAUCAUAAACAUCAUAAUAUCCGUGAUGUAUACAACACAAUAAUUGGUUUUUAA
This is a messenger RNA of Dictyostelium discoideum AX4, 255 nucleotides long. RefSeq lists its product as hypothetical. The transcript has a single exon. The record is from RefSeq and is a predicted model, not a curated record. Lineage: Eukaryota; Evosea; Eumycetozoa; Dictyosteliales; Dictyosteliaceae. The coding region runs from base 1 to 255 and encodes 84 amino acids.